Hemisphaericaspora subhashii is the source of this 1071-nucleotide messenger RNA. RefSeq lists its product as uncharacterized. NCBI's taxonomy places the organism in Eukaryota, Fungi, Ascomycota, Pichiomycetes, Serinales, Debaryomycetaceae. The record is from RefSeq and is a predicted model, not a curated record. The coding region runs from base 1 to 1071 and encodes 356 amino acids. The transcript has a single exon.
AUGAACAACAUUACCCAUCCCCAUCAUAACCAAUUUCGAUUUUUCCCAGAUGCAGAAACAACUUCCUCACUUGAUAUCUCAUCUGUACAAAAUAAUGAGGACUUGAAUGACGAUUUCAGUGAAUUCAUUGACAUUCCAAAUUUAGUCAGUGAUGAUGAAUCAGGAGACGAUGACAAUGUUCUGAUUAAUACUUUCCGUUCCCUUUGGAAGAAUUCAGGUAGGAUAACACCAGCAACUACAGUUCAAAGUUCUUUUGUUGAACAACAACCAACGCCACCUACCCAACAAACACAAUCUGUUUCAAGUAAUAACAAAGAGUCUAUACUAUCCAAGGCUGCGACACCUAUAUUACAAACUCAACGAAUUCAACAACCCGUUAAGAAACAAACCCCAUCUCAACUUAAAAUUCAACCAAAGGAACAUACGAUCGUCGUCAAACAAGAACACACUGAACGUCUUCAUGCCCGCCCAUCUCAACAAGUUAAAAAAUCCAUUCCUGCAUCCACAGCCCUAACCACUACUACAACCAAAUCACAACAGCUUUCGCCAGAACAAUUUAAGAAUGAACGUAUCCAAUUGAUGACAAUUAUAGUUAAAUAUAUUGCAACCAAGAUCCAUAAUUCAUUCCCACCUGAAUCCCCACGUCAAAUGAAACCCAAUGAACUUCCAUUAGAUAAAUUCUUAUUAUUAUUGACAUGUAGAUUACAAUUAACAUUACCAUUAUUUAUGAAGGGUAUAAUUUAUUUAUUUAGAUAUAUGGAUAUCAUUUAUUUAUUAAGAUAUCUUAAUCAAUCUAAUAAUUUCAUAAAUUAUAAAGAUAUGGGAUUUGAAUUAAAGAAAUUGAUUGUUGGAUGUUUUAAAUUAACUAUAUUAAAAGAAAGAAGAAUUCAUAAAGAUCGUUUUAAUUAUAAUUGGCAUCAAAUUACUGGGUUAACUAAUCAAGAAACUAAUUCAAUUGUCAAGAAAAUCGUUAGUAGAAUGAAUGGAAAAUUGAAUAUUAAAGAUGUUGAAUUAGUUAGAAUGAAAUCCGAAUUGUUUAGAUUUGUUAAAAUGGUAUCCACUGAAGUCUAG